This is a messenger RNA of Lasiodiplodia theobromae, 1158 nucleotides long. Its product is annotated as Integral membrane protein. Bases 1 to 1158 code for a protein of 385 amino acids. The transcript has 11 exons. Lineage: Eukaryota; Fungi; Ascomycota; Dothideomycetes; Botryosphaeriales; Botryosphaeriaceae. The record is from RefSeq and is a predicted model, not a curated record.
AUGGACAUGGAAAACACUCCCGCCAUGCCGGCCCCGCCAGGCGAGACCUCUAACCUUGAUGGGCCCAUGACUUCGGUACAGAGGGACUUCAUCAUCAUCUCCAGCGGUGUCGCAGCCGGCGCCACCAUCGCCGUGGCUUUGAGGAUGUGGACCCGCGCAGUGAUAGUGAAGCACGUCGGAUUGGAUGAUUAUGCAGUGGUAGCCGCAUUGCUCAUGGGUAUCGGCUUCAUCAUCUGCUGUGUACAAUGGAUGCAAUAUGGUUUCGGCGAUCAUCUGUGGAAUGUCAGCCUCGCACAAGUGGUCAAAUAUGCUGAAUGGAGCAUACCAGUCGUCACUACAUACUGUUGGGCCCCUAUGCUCUCAAAGUUGUCCAUCUUACUCACAUAUCGCCACGUCAACCCGGACAAGUUCUUCCGGCUUGGCAUAUAUGUUCUCCUCCUCAUCAUCCUAGGUUACACUCUGGCGACUACCUUCAUUACUACCGCAGGAUGCAAGCCUACAGAUCCAACAAAGGCAGAUUGCAUUGCAACACUGGCUCUUGCGCAGGCAAUCGCAAAUAUCCCUAUUCCCAUGAUCCAUCACUUGCAACUCCCAGUCGGACAGCGUGUGAUUGUCGGACUGGUGCUGGCUGGCGGUUCUUUCGUCGUCGUCGCCAGUAUCGUGCGUCUUGUCAUCAUCCAGAGGCUACCUGGAAAGGUCGACUUCACGCUUGAGCAAGCCAAAGUUUGCAACUGGUCAUCCAUUGAGAUAAUGGUCGGUAUCAUGUGCCAAUCCAUCGUCACGCUCAAGCCUCUUGCCAAACAAUACGUGCCAAAGAUGCUCGGAUAUGGGAGCGAUCGAUCCGCCCUCUCCUUCUGGAACAAGUUCUUCACCUCUCGAGGCCGGUCGCACGCCGGCCGGGGCCGCAGCCGAGGGAAUAGCUUGCCACUGGACUCCGUUGAUAGGGGAGUGACGGUCUCGAAAGCAAGUAAAGCGAACAGAGAAGAUACUGAAACGCAGUGGCCCGAAGUUGUGGACGGGGAUGACAUCGUCAUCACGAGCACCUAUAGGGUGGAAAGCGUCCACGAGCUACGGAGCAAGAGCACGGAGAGUACACAGAGGAUAAUUCAGAGGACGGAGAAUGGUAAUAAAGCGCAUGGCAGGGUUGAGAUGGUGUGA